Messenger RNA from Maniola jurtina (meadow brown), 2607 nucleotides. It is a transcript of the gene bwa, whose product is annotated as alkaline ceramidase. Gene Ontology annotation, biological process: ceramide metabolic process. The transcript has 6 exons. Gene Ontology annotation, cellular component: membrane. Bases 278 to 1087 code for a protein of 269 amino acids. NCBI's taxonomy places the organism in Eukaryota, Metazoa, Arthropoda, Insecta, Lepidoptera, Nymphalidae. The record is from RefSeq and is a predicted model, not a curated record. Gene Ontology annotation, molecular function: hydrolase activity, acting on carbon-nitrogen (but not peptide) bonds, in linear amides.
CAACUCUGAAGUCUCAACAUUCCUAAUUCCUAAAAUCCUUUUCACUGAAGACUCAUGUUUCUAUUGUUGUACUAAAGAAAUCCAUAACUUAAAUUAGCCCUCGGAACUUGAAUCUAAAUUAUAAAGUGAUUUCACACAAAAAAUCUAUCAAAGAAACCGGGGCUGCUCUUCAAGAGUAUGAGUUUACUACAGUAUUGGUGAAUUUGCUUCCUCUGUUAAAAUUUUUCAUCGAAACGAUCUUAUACGCCGCUUGUAAACAAAGAAAUUGGGACAGAAAAUGUGGUCGCACUUAGAACGUGGCAGCUCGCCAGUGGAUUGGUGUGAAUCAAACUACUCUAUAUCCCCUGUUAUUGCCGAAUUCGUUAACACUAUCAGCAAUGUCUUAUUUCUCUUGUUGCCACCAGUGUUAAUACACUUGUUCCAAGAAUAUUCCAAAUUUGUUAACCCAGGUAUAAAUGUACUAUGGGUACUCUUGAUGGUUGUUGGAAUGAGCUCAGCUUAUUUUCACGCUACACUGAGCUUAGUUGGGCAACUUUUGGAUGAGCUGGCAAUUUUAUGGGUAUUCAUGGCUGCUUUUGCAAUGUUCUUCCCCAAGAGAUAUUUUCCCAAAUUCCUAGGAGGGAAUAGGAGGAAGCUGGCUUUCUAUUCUAGUUUAUUUUCCGUGGUGUCUACUGGCUUCCUGGUCAUGCAUCCGAAAGCUAACGCGUUCGCUCUGAUGACUCUCGCCUUGCCAGCUAUCGGGUUUUUAUGCAAAGAAUUAAAUAGAGUUAAAUGCGCUCGUGUCUACAGGCUGGGUCUGCGGUGCGUAGGAGUUUGUUUCUUAGCAAUAUUUUCCUGGAUCAUAGACAGACUGUUCUGCGAGGCUUGGCUGUCCAUAGACUUCCCAUACAUGCACGGUGUGUGGCACGUUCUUAUAUUCAUCGCGAGCUACACUGCUCUUGUUCUUUUUGCUUACUUCAACGUGUCCGAGGAGCGGCCCGAACAAAAGCCUCAACUAAGGUACUGGCCACGAAACGAUUUCGAAUUGGGUAUCCCAUACAUUACUAUCAAGCAUCCGUGCAAAAAGGACAGACAUUUAGCUAUCUAAAUGUUAAAAAGUAUUUACGAAAUUAUAAAUAUUGACAGAUAAAAUAGUAUGACGUGCGAGUUGAACGCCAUCAGGACCGAAGUUUUUGGAUAUCGGCCAAUUUAAAUUACGAGCAAUGCUAGUGUGUAUAAUGUGUAGACAAAUCUGUGUAUCCUCCUUAUUUUAACUACGUCACUAACCAUUAUCACACUGCUAGCGCUUUUCUCAAGAUGGCAAAAUCACGUGCUGUAUAAUAUUCAUACACAAAUUAUGAAUGUAUUAGUGGCAGCUGAAUUUGCUGCAUGGGUUGGAUUUGAUUUUUAGAUAAAUUAAGGUUUUUCCGAUUUGGUUUUUAUGACCAAGUGUUAGGUUUAAUAAUAAAAUCGUCUUACAUAUUUAGGAAACUUAACUCGAUGUUAUCAUAAACAUAAUGUACAAUGUAGGGCUCUACCAUAAACUGGAAUUUAGUGUCGAACAGACAACUGAUGUAUUAUCUUCAAAUAACACUUAUCUUAAUCUAUAUUCUAUAGACCAGGUUCAAUGUACAUAUACCUAAUAAGAUCUCUAAAUUAUUAUUUAUGAUGGGAUAUUCCAAUAUGAUCUUAAAAUAUGAUUGAACUGUAAUAUCAUAUUUUGAACAGUCAGGAGCUUGCCUUAGCGCAAAAUAAGUGAAAUAGAAUAUAAUACUGUUCUUUACUAUUGCUUUUUCUCGAGAAUCAAAUUUUAGUUCUUCGUAAAGAUAAGACCUAGUGUCUCUGAUCACGUAGUUCUUCGAUAUAAUUAAAGCAAAAUUACCUCGACAAUCACUUUCCGAAUAAAUUAUGUAGGUACCGGAAUGUAAAACUUUGACAAACAAUUUUAUAUGUAUAAAAUAGAAGCUAUAUUUAAUUAUAUAAUAGGAAUUAAAAGUAUCUCCCAAAUAUAUAAGAAAUCACCGCCGAAAUUUCGAUAAGAGCUAAUCAAUAAUAUUAUCGUCGCCGAUAUCGAUAUUCCGGCCAGAUUUUUUUUAUCUGACAGGGAUAUAUUUUGUACAAAAGACAAUAGGUAUUUUAUGGCAUUUUGGAAAGAGAUGUUUAAGUUUGUGACCCGUAAAGGAGUGCCAAUCUGUGAUGUUAAGACUAUUCAGUAAAGAUGUGCAAUGUGUAGUAUUAAAUUAUUGAUAUGUGAUGAAUCAUGAAUAUUUCAUUAGCAUAGUAAUUAUUAUAUUUAGUUUGCAACAAGGUUUGUAGUUUCACUGGAAAAUUACACCUACGAUUACCUAUCUAUCCAUGGUUGAGUCCAGUGAAACUAUGUACUGCUUUCUACAUUUUUUGUUAUAUUUUAAAUCUUAUUUUAUUUUAUAAUCAGUCAUUUAUGACGCUUUUAUUAUAUAUUAUGUUUUUUAUUUCCAUUGUAUUUUUAUAAUGAAAUGUAAAAAAGAAGUAGCUUAGAAAGCCAUAUCUACAUAUUUAAAUAUUAUUGUGAUUUGUAAUGUUAAUUAUUUACCUGAAAUAUUUAAGUACUAAGGGAAUUUUGUGAAAUGAUAAUUUGUGUUUUAAGUG